Messenger RNA from Rhipicephalus microplus (southern cattle tick), 737 nucleotides. RefSeq names its product Evr1_Alr domain-containing protein Alr (gene Alr). Gene Ontology annotation, cellular component: mitochondrion. The record is from RefSeq and is a predicted model, not a curated record. Gene Ontology annotation, molecular function: flavin-dependent sulfhydryl oxidase activity; flavin adenine dinucleotide binding. NCBI's taxonomy places the organism in Eukaryota, Metazoa, Arthropoda, Arachnida, Ixodida, Ixodidae.
AUGGCGGCGUCCACAGCGACCGAAGAAAGUUACGACGAGGAUUACGAUUAUCGCGGUGGUAGAAGAAAGAAGCCUUGCAGAGCGUGCUCGGAUUUCAAGGCUUGGGCCAAGAGCAAAGGCGGAAGUACUUCCAAGCCAGCGGUGGCCGAAGCCGGUGCGACGGCCGAGUGUCCACCCGACCGGUCCGAACUGGGCCGGUGCACGUGGUCCCUUCUGCACUCGGUGGCCGCCUACUAUCCCAAGAGGCCCAGCGCGGAGCAGCAGAGGGACGCCGAGCAGUUCUUCCGGCUGUUCGCCAGGCUCUACCCGUGCAAGGAAUGCGCGCAAGACUUCCGGGCUGAGCUCGAAUCCAGCCCUCCGCGCGUGACGAGCCGGGCGGAGCUGGCACAGUGGCUCUGCGAACAGCACAAUGUUGUCAACCAGAAGCUGGGCAAACCCGAGUUCGACUGUUCCCGAGUCGACGAGAGGUGGCGCCGCGGUUGGGACGACGGAUCGUGCUCCUGAUUGGUGGACGCUGACGACGACGAACUCCAGACCCACAGUCCUUCCAUUCCGAACAGUUGUGACGUGUCGACGAAAGUUGUGACGUGUAUAUACACUGUUUUCGAGUGUGUGUAGACGACGGAGGACCUGAUGCCGCUGCCUAAUGCAGUGACAUCAUUUCCGUCGAACCGAGUGACCUGCUAUAGCGCUAGUAAUUAUGCGGGUAUCGUUGAAUAUAAACACGGAUAAAAUUU